Messenger RNA from Oncorhynchus kisutch (coho salmon), 6195 nucleotides. Its product is annotated as probable E3 ubiquitin-protein ligase RNF217. The transcript is spliced from 6 exons. The record is from RefSeq and is a predicted model, not a curated record. Gene Ontology annotation, biological process: protein ubiquitination. Gene Ontology annotation, molecular function: ubiquitin-protein transferase activity; zinc ion binding. The coding region runs from base 312 to 1961 and encodes 549 amino acids. NCBI's taxonomy places the organism in Eukaryota, Metazoa, Chordata, Actinopteri, Salmoniformes, Salmonidae.
UUGUCGCUGGGCAGACAAGGAUCCCCCAGACUGCACUAUCAAAGUAAAAUAAAACCAAAACGUAAUAGGUGGAUAUGUAUGAAACCUUCUUGCUUAUUUUUCAUUGACAAAUGCGCUGCCGUUUGCCACAGCCAAAGAGCUGGAUGUUUGGAUGAAGUCAAACAGCUACCACGUUACGGAUUUAUUUUCUCCCACACGCAGACCCGGAAGCAGAACUACAGACGUGGGCUUUGUUUUGUUUUGUUAGUAUCUGGACUGGAGUUGGAGGGGAAGCGACAACGUGUGCAUGGUCGGGGAGUUAUACCUUGGGAAUGGAAGAUGAACACAUUUCUCUCAAUGUUUACAAGUGUACAAUGCCUAGUUUUGUCAGCAGUUAUGACGAAGAGACAGUCUGCAAUCCAUCAGAAGUGUUUGAUAAAGUUGAGACAUCAGGCACAGAUUUUAUUCAAGAUGCCUGGGAAACAAAGAUCCGAGUACAAGACGGGGCAUCGGAGACGCACAAACACAGACCUGAGAGAACGAGUUGUAAAGAAAAUGUUGAAGGAUACAGUUUCAGAAAACCGACUGCAGUGGAUAUUUUGAGGAAUUUCGGGACGACGAGAUCCCCCCCGAAUUCCAAUAACAAUUCAGCAGAUGACCAAAAAGAGCCAGAGGAUGCCGUGGUAGAAAUUGUUUUAAAUGAACGAACUGAUUGUGUGGACCUUGAAAAGUCAAGUGGUAGUGAAACGAAGGGUGGAGAAGAGCAAAUCGCAGAUCACACAGAGGGAUUAACGUCAUCCGAUUUGGAUGAAGUCGAUGUAACAGAUUCUGACGAAAUUUGUGAAAGUAGCAGGGCUGACGACGAUGUCGUACAGUUGAAGGAACAUGUUUACUGUACGGUAUACUGUAUUGCAAACGAUAACUACAGGAAACCGGCUGACAAUGCCGGAGAACACCAAUAUAAUGGGGCGAUAACUCCGUCAACAUCAAACGUCGCCACAGAGCCAUCCACAGAUUUGCAGCAGCAGAGCGAUUUGGAACUAGGCCACCCCUCUGUCCCGGAGCCAUACACCCUAUCGAACCUGAUUGAUCCUAGAACUCUGAACAACUUUUACAACGGGGAUUACAAUGUAUCAAUUGUCUUGACCUGUCGCAUCUGUCUGGACGACAAGCACAUAAAGCCGCUACAUUGUUGCAAGAAGGCUGUCUGCGAGGAAUGCCUGAAGAGAUACAUCAGUUCACAGGUUAGGGUGGGCAGAGCGGACAUCGUGUGCCCCAUCACGGAGUGCAGUGGUUACCUGGAGGAGAGCCUGGUGGUGUCCCACCUGGGCAGCGAAGAAGUGGCUAAAUACAAGUACUUCCUGGAGUUGAGCCGGGUCGACUCCAGCACCAAACCCUGUCCCCAGUGCAGCCAGUUCACCUCGCUGAAAGGACGCACCCCCAGCAAGGCAGACCACAAAUACAAGAUCCAGUGCACCAAGUGUCAGUUUGUGUGGUGUUUCAAGUGCCAAGCCCCAUGGCACGACGGUUUGAAGUGCCGGGACUACAGGAAGGGGGACAAGCUGCUGCGUCACUGGGCCAGCGUCAUCGAGCACGGCCAGAGGAACGCCCAGAAGUGCCCCCGCUGCAAAAUCCACAUCCAGAGGACGGAGGGCUGCGAUCACAUGAACUGCACCCAGUGCAGCACCAACUUCUGCUAUCGCUGUGGGGAGAAGUACCGCCACCUGCGAUUCUUCGGGGAUCACACGUCCAACCUCAGCGUGUUCGGCUGCAAGUACCGCUACCUUCCUGAGAAGCCCCACCUCCGCCGGCUGGUCCGGGGGUCCGUGUGUGUAAGUAAAGUGGUGGUGGCCCCUGUUGUCAUAGUCCUGGUGAUGGUGGUUGGAGCCUUAUCCCUGGUCGUAGGCCUCGUGGCCUUCCCUAUCUACUACAUCUGUAAGAAGAGACGGAAGCGCACCCAGGGGACAGGCCGCUGGCUCUGAGCUGAGGACCAUGACAGUGUGGUCAGGACCCUGCUCCAGAGGCGUGGCCCAGCGAGGGGACACAGGGUUGGGGGAGGGGUCCUUCCAACACGCCCCACUAGUUUCUAGCCCCAGCCUGAGAAGAACCAUGCUUUAGAGUAGGCUCCUCUCUCUACUUUAUGUCCACCACAAAACUGUCUGUGGCUCCUCCUCCAGCCUGUGGAUCUGAAGGCUCACAGAGCAGUCUACUACUGUUCCCUCCCACUAGUGACCAGGAUUGCUGAGGAGAGGCCAACUGACAGGCAGGUACAGCCUCUGGUAUCAAGAAGCCACUCAAUUUCUUUUAGAAAAGUUUGAGGUUAUUUAUUGAAUGGUUUUUAGUACUGUUGUUUGGUUUUGUUUUUUUGUCUGGGCUCAUAUAGCAUGGAUAGUGAAACAAAAACACAUUGGAUAGAAUGGGAAAGAGUCCCUCAAGGUGUGUGGGUGAGUUUAUCACCAUUCUAUUCGUUACGCGUACAGUAGAAUGCCUUUUGCGGACCUGCAAAUAUCAGGGAUUAUAUUGUGGUGCAUACAUAGAUAGUUACAUCACAUCAAGAAAUUGAUUUCUCAUUGUUAAGGACCAAUCCCUAACUGUUUCCUGUAAGUGAGAUUCCGGCUCCAUUCAGCCGCUUCCACCCCUGCCAACCUCGGAGUGCUGUGCCCGCACACACACACACACACACACUGGUAUUUGCAUCGUCAACAAAAUGCAUUUAAGUAUUUUUCAUUGUAGAAAACAAUGGGGGCAGCACUGUUGAAAUAACUGCUGUUUGAUGCCUAGUAAUCAUUUAUCAAUAAUCUCAUCCAUACUUGCAAAGUAGGGUUUUACCCUAUCUCUGUUUUACUAAGUGUUCUAUUGUCCUAAAUUAUCCAGACAAAUGUGGUCCAAUUUAACGAAUGGGAGAAGUCUUUAGUGUUCACAGACAAUAACCGAAAAGUGCUUCAUGUGCCGCAAUAUAUUUAUAUGUUUUGAAAAUGUACAUUGGAUACAUUUUCUGCCUCCUUCAAUGGUCAAAAUCAGAUGUUUUCUGUGAGAAUAGAUCUAAAAACACAUUUAAAACAUAUCUGUGGAGGACGGACCAAUGGACAGACAGACCGUAAGAACCGUAAAUGAUCCAGAAGUCAUGGUUUUGUUAUUUACCUUGAGGAGCCUAUUUAAGGAACUCACUUUCAAACUCACUAGAUUGCUUGCAACAACCACUUUCCCAUAGUCUUCCAUUAUUUAAAUCUAGUUAAAGUGUCAUACAUGCUAUUUGUAUAUGAAUGUGUCCAUGAAGUUCAUACUAGUCAUGUCAGGGGUUUUUGUUCACAUCAAAUGUGUGGCUUGUAAUCUCGGUGUCUUGACAUCAUUAAUAAUUAACUAUCGUCCAUUCUCCAUUUUAAUAUAAAACACUGAUUACAAUAGGGAAUGGUAAUUAACCUAACACCAAGUCAAUUUGUGCACAACAUCAGCACAGGAAAAACAGUCGUGUUUGUAACACAGAUGACAAUCAAGUAUCUCUUAGACUUUAAAAAAAAAAGUGGCCUUUGAUGUAAGUACCUUUUUGAAAGCCACACAAUAGACCUGGAGCUGUGCCAGGGAAUCUUAAAAGGAUGUAACUUGGCAACAUUGGGCCUGUCCAACAUCUUCCCCCCCUAUCCCCCCAAAUCCCCAACCUUCUCACUGUGGGCACUGUAUAUAUCAGACAUUCAUCUCUGCAUGGAUUAUUAUUGUGUUAUUAAUGACACAGACUAUGAUGAUGAUGAUGAUGAUGAUGAUGAUGGAGAUCGAUGAAUGCUCGGUCACUACUUACCGUGUGGACUUCAGUUACCACAAUGUCAAAGGUCAUGGACAGAAUUUGAACUCUAUUAGGCUUUUGUAAUUAAUCUCAGGGAGCAUUCUGUUACCAUUCUCCACGGCUGUCUUUCCCUGCAUGCUCCUGUAGCUGCCACUGUACUAUGUGAUCAAAACCUGUCACACAUAUUGUUUGUUUUUACAUGGUUUUAAAGAUGUAUCUUACCUGACGCCAGAUAUAAUUUUGACAAUUUUUCUCACCAAGUCAUCACCUGGAUAAUACAGUUGAAGUCGGAAGUUUACAUACACUUAGGCUGGAGUCAUUAAUACUCAUUUUUCAACCACUCCACAAAUUGCUAUACAAACUAUAGUUUUGGCAAGUUGGUUAGGACAUCUACUUCGUGAAUGUCACAAGUCAUUUUUCCAACAAUUGUUUACAGACAGAUUAUUUCACUUAUACUUCACAGUAUCACAAUUCCAGUGGGUCAGAAGUUUACAUACACUAAGUUGACUGUGCCUUUAUAUAGCUUGGAAAAUUCCAGAAAAUUAUGUCACGACUUUAGAAGCUUCUGCUAAUUGACAUAAUUGAAGUCAAUUGGAUGUGUACCUGUGGAUGCAUUUCAAGGCCUACCUUCAAACUCAGUGCCUCUUUGCAUGACAUCAUGGGAAAAUCAAAAGAAAUCAGCCAAGACCCCAGAAAUUCUUUUGUAGACCUCCACAAGUCUGGUUCAUCCUUGGGAGCAAUUUCCAAAUGCCUGAAGGUACCACGUUCAUCUGUACAAACAAUAGUACGCAAGUAUAAACACCAUGGGACCACGCAGCCAUCGUACCGCUCAGGAAGGAGACGCGUUCUGUCUCCUAGAGAUGAACGUACUUUGGUGCGAAAAGUGCAAAUCAACCCCAGAACAACAGCAAAGGACCUUGUGAAGAUGCUGGAGGAAACCGGUACAAAAGUAUCUAUAUCCACAGUAAAAUGAGUCCUAUAUUGACAUAACCUGAAUGGCCGCUCAGCAAGGAAGAAACCACUGCUCCAAAACCACCAUGAAAAAGCCAGAAUAGGGUUACAACUGCACAACUGCACAUGGGGACAAAGAUCAUACUUUUUGGAGAAAUGUCCUCUGUUCUGAUGAAACAAAAAUAGAACUGUUUGGCCAUAAUGACCAUUGUUAUGUUUGGAGGAAAAACGGGUAGGCUUGCAAGCUGAAGAACACCAUCCCAACCGUGAAGCACAGGGGUGGCAGCAUCAUGUUGUGGGGUGCUUUGCUGCAGGAGGGACUGGUGCACUUCACAAAAUAGAUGGCAUCAUGGGGUUGGAAAAUUAUGUGGAUAUAUUGAAGCAACAUCUCAAGACAUCAGUCAUGAAGUUGAAGCUUGGUCGCAAAUGGGUCUUCCAAAUGGACAAUGACCCCAAACAUACUUCCAAAGUUGUGGCAAAAUGGCUUAAGGACAACAAAGUCAAGGUAUUGGAGUGGCCAUCACAAAGCCCUGACCUCAAUCCUCUAUAAAAUUUGUGAGCAUAACUGAAAAAGCAUGUGUGAGCAACGAGGCCCAACGAGGCCUAACCUGACUCAGUUACACCAGCUCUGUCAGGAGGAAUGGGACAAUAUCCGCCCAUAAUAAAUUUAUUGUGGGAAGCUUGUGGAAGGCUACCCGAAGCGUUUGACCCAAGUUAAACAAUUUAACAGCAAUGCUACCAAAUACUAAUUGAAUAUAUGUAAACUUCUGACCUACUGGGAAUGUGAUGAAAGAAAUAAAAGCUGAAUAAAAUUAUUCUCUCUACUAUUAUUCGGACAUUUCACAUUCUUAAAAUAAAGUGGUGAUCCUAACUGACCUAAGACGGGGCAUUUUUACUAGGAUUAAAUGUCAGGAAUUGUGAAAAACUGAGUUUAAAUGUAGUUGGCUAAGGUGUAUGUAAACUUCCAACUUCAACUGUAUAUUAAGAUGCCAUUGUUUGAUGCCACUUUUAGUGUAUACAUGUUACAUUUUAAUCUGACAUCGGAUUGGGUAGGUGGAGGAUCCACCUCUGACGUCUGAACUCGCCAGGGGGCUUAUCGGCUGGCUGAAGCCCCUAUUCGUGCCAUUGUGGCCUGGUUACCAUAAAAAUAUGACUGGUGCCUUUACAAAGAUCAUUGAUAUAGGCUUGACAGUCUCAUCUCUGCUCCAAAAACAUCUGUAGCACAACUGAAAUGGUACAUUUCUCCUGAUCUACCCAUUGUAGAUGUCAAUUAUCUAGUAGUUUAAAGCUACAACAACACCAAUAGUCGUUUUUCAUGUAUUGGUUGGUUUAUGAAAAUCAAAUGCACAGAUUUGUAUUCUACUUUUGUUUGUGGUUCUUCUGUGCUGCUGCACCACUAUCUUCACAGUUCAUGUCAUUCACGUUUAGCUGUUUGUGUCAGAUGUAAUUGUGGAGUCAUUAAAAAGUGAUGGUUAAAACGCCAAAAA